ACUUCACCGCCGCAAUGGCCGCCGCUUUCUGCGAGUGGCUAGUGUAAACCUAAGCUUCACUCCCGCGCCCUAGCUCUCCCGAGCUCACAUAUAUCUUCUUCUUCUUCUCAUCUCAUUCUUUGUUUCCUCUCACUCUCCUCCUUUCUUCUUCUUCUGCUCUUCUUCCUGCAAUCGAAGAGAUGAGUAGCACGGCUGCGGCGGGAUCGGCGGGAAAGGGGUGGAUGCAGCUUGUCGACGGCGGUUGCGGCGGAAAUGGGAUGGCGGCAACCGUUCACUGCGGCGCAAUGGCGGGAACUGGAGCACCAGGCGCUGAUCUUUAAGUAUCUGGUAGCUGGAGUGCCAGUGCCUCCGGAUCUUCUGAUCCCCAUCCAACGAAGUUUGGAGGCCUUGCCGUCUCGGUUCUACCAUCACUAUACCGCGAAUUCAAGUCCGGUGGGCUAUUUUUCGUAUUACGGCAAGAAGCUCGAUCCGGAGCCGGGGCGGUGCAGGCGGACCGACGGAAAGAAGUGGCGGUGCUCUAAGGAUGCGCACCCCGACUCCAAGUAUUGCGAGCGGCACAUGCACCGCAGUCGCAACCGUUCAAGAAAGCAUGUGGAAUCCAAAAGCGGCGUCUCCCCGCAGCAGUCUCAGUCACAUUUGUCAUCUUCUUCGACUUCAGCUUCUCACGUGGCUUUAGGGAGCAGCGGAAACUUCGAAAACAUUGCAAUGCAAUCUGCCAUGGCUGCUGCAGGCGCUUCUAAUUCUCAACAUUAUGGAAUGAAUGGCAAAGACUACAGGUACCUUCAUGGAGCUAAGAUUGACAUGGAUAAGCACAACUUCUUCUCAGAGUAUCCUCGAAACACACAAACUGGCCUUAGCAUAAAUUCUUCACCAAACAACUCAUGGGGCCUAAUAUCAAAAGGAAAAGAUAGUAAUCUUUAUGGCCAUUAUUCAUCUCAGCUUCAUGAAAUGCAAAAUCUGAAUGAAGAAACAAUGAGAUCAGUCCCAAAACAUCAGGAACAGCUGAAUUCCUACUUUAAAAGUGAUUUUGGCUUAACCGAACCAGGGAAGCUAGAGUUUCAAGGUCUCGGGACUGCUUUCAAUGAGUGGUCUAAGGCGAGGGAAUCAUGGCUGGACUUGAAAGACGAGCAUUCGGAGCGCAAUACCUUCUCUGCCACUCAGCUCUCGAUGUCGAUCCCAAUGGCUUCUUCGGACUUCUCCACCACUACUUGUUGUUCGCCAAAUGAUGAUUGAAGAGAAAUUUUAGCUCAGUCCUGUCUUUGCUCUGCCUCUAUUUGGCAGACAAUUUUGUGCUGUGUGAUUUAGUAACUAAGCUGGGCAUUUAACUCCUGCGCUACAAUCUCUCUCAACUAUGGUUUGUACCUGUAACUUUAUAUUAGAACUGUAUUUCUCCAACCAUGUUUUUAU
Messenger RNA from Phalaenopsis equestris, 1407 nucleotides. Its product is annotated as growth-regulating factor 4-like. Gene Ontology annotation, biological process: DNA-templated transcription; developmental process; regulation of DNA-templated transcription. Gene Ontology annotation, molecular function: ATP binding. Bases 253 to 1233 code for a protein of 326 amino acids. Gene Ontology annotation, cellular component: nucleus. The transcript has 4 exons. The record is from RefSeq and is a predicted model, not a curated record. Lineage: Eukaryota; Viridiplantae; Streptophyta; Magnoliopsida; Asparagales; Orchidaceae.